Molecule: messenger RNA, 808 nt
Organism: Diospyros lotus (date-plum)
Lineage: Eukaryota; Viridiplantae; Streptophyta; Magnoliopsida; Ericales; Ebenaceae
Exons: 4
Coding region: 90-611 (173 amino acids)
Source: RefSeq, a predicted model, not a curated record
CAAAACCCCGGCUACACCCCGCUCGUCGAUUUGGUAUUCGCCGUCGCCGUCGCCGUCGCGAAAACAAGGAAUGACUGAUACAUUCUCCGAUGGGUAAAGAUUGCGGAUCCCGAGUUCGCGCCGGAAAUGAGAGAGGGCUAAUGCCGAAGGUCGCGAAGCCAGAAACGAAGACGAAGGCCAGAGGACCAUGGAGGGAGUCGAUCUGGGCCUCUCUGCCAAACAGGUGCCGUACCUCCAGUAAGGAGCAGGCCCGACUUGCUCUGGUGGACGGUCUGGGCAAGAUAGAGGAGCUUGCAAGUUAUGGCAGCAAAUGCCCUAAUGUUGAGGAAUAUGAGUCACUGUUCCUUCAGAUCGCCUCGAUUGUGCUAGAACUAGGGGAGAUGUUACCUCUUGCCUUUCCAGAAGAUAAGGUAAAGCAACCAGCACGGGCAGCAGAGGAGUUGGCUGGAGAUGGUCGCGCGAAAGAGGAUUCUGCUGACUUUGGUGGCAUGGCUGCAGAUUCUGUUGAUGGUGCGAGCAGGGGAGAUAGGCAAGGGCCGGGAGGCCAUAGUGGGGGUCCUAGUCGGCCACAGAAGAGGAGAAAGGCCGCCGGUAGGAAGAGUUUCGAGUAGUUUAAGUUAUACUUAUGUUGGGUGGAGGUACAUUUGUGCAGACUAUUAUAUAUGCAUAGAUCAAUAGAAUGUUUUACCUUGUGUUUGAUCAUUAGUCAUUUGAGCGUCGUUAUGUAUAUAUGAUUUUCACCUGGUAUGUUAGGGUUCUAUAUUGAAGCAGCUGGCAUCCAGCAGCUAUUAGGUAAAAUUGCUGGGCA